GCUCCUUCUUCCCAUCCCAUUCCGUGAGAAGAUUCGGGUGAAUGCGUAGAAAAGGGAAAUAAACAGUUUAGGAGUGUAAAAUGUUGGGUGUGUUCAGCAGCUCCAUCGUGUCGCCGCCGGACGAGCUCGUGGCCGCCGGCAGCCGAACACCGUCGCCGAAGACGACGGCGGCGGCACUGUGGAAGCGGUUUCAGGAGAAAAACGCUUCCGCAGUGUCGGUGGAGAUCGGAGAGCAUGUCCACCUAGCUUAUACCCACCACAACGAGUCGCCGUGGAAACCCAGAUCUUUUGCAGUGAAGGAUGAGGUAUUCUGCUUGUUCGAGGGAGUUCUUGAGAAUUUAGGGCACUUGAGACAACAAUAUGGACUGGGAAAGUCAGCUAAUGAAGUAUUGUUGGUGAUUGAGGCUUACAAAGCUUUACGAGACAGAGCACCUUACCCUGCUAAUCACGUUGUUGGCCAUCUCAGUGGAAGCUUUGCAUUCAUAGUUUUUGACAAAUCCACUUCCACCCUCUUUUUGGCCUCUGAUAAGAAUGGUAAGGUGCCUCUGUAUUGGGGAAUUACUGCUGAUGGCUAUGUAGCAUUUGCUGAUGAUGCAGAAUUGCUUAAAGGUGCUUGUGGAAAGUCACUUGCAUCUUUCCCUCAAGGAUGUUUCUACUCCACAGCUGUUGGAGGAUUGAUGUGUUAUGAGAAUCCUAAAAAUAAGAUCACUGCAGUUCCUGCUAAGGAGGAGGAAAUCUGGGGUGCAACCUUCAAGGUGGAAGGGCCAGCAGUUGUUGCAGCCAGACAAUAGAUAUUCUUUGAAGAAAUGAUCACUGCAAUGAGGCAUAGGAAGAGUGUACCUUAGUUCUAUCACUGUUUUUCUUAUCAGCACUUGGUUCUAUCAGUGUUAUCAGUGUACAGUUACGUUUCUCAAUCUAAUAAAAAAAAAAACUCUGCUUUUAAAUUU
Vigna unguiculata (cowpea) is the source of this 947-nucleotide messenger RNA. Its product is annotated as stem-specific protein TSJT1-like. The record is from RefSeq and is a predicted model, not a curated record. NCBI's taxonomy places the organism in Eukaryota, Viridiplantae, Streptophyta, Magnoliopsida, Fabales, Fabaceae.